AUGAGCCAACCACCACCACAACAACCAGGAGCAUACCCACCACAACAAGGAGGUUAUCCACCACAACAACCAGGUGCCUAUCCACCACAACAAGGAGGUUACCCACCACAACAACAAGGUGCAUACCCACCACAACAAGGAGGUUAUCCACCACAACAAGGUGCUCCAGGUGCUUAUCCACCACAACAAGGGUACCCACCACAACAAGGAUACCCACCACAACAAGGUUAUCCACCCCAACAAGGUUACCCACCACAACAAGGUGCUCCAGGUGCCUAUCCACCACAACAAGGUGCAUACCCACCACAACAAGGAGGUUAUCCACCCCAACAAGGUGCUCCAGGUGCCUACCCACCACAACAAGGGUACCCACCACAACAAGGUUAUCCACCCCAACAAGGAUACCCACCACAACAAGGUUAUCCACCACAACAAGGAUACCCACCACAACAAGGUGCCUACCCAGGUGCUCCAGGUGCCUACCCACCACAAGCAGGUGCUUACCCAGGUGCCGCUGCUGCCGUUCCAGGAGCCUACCCAGGUGCUGUUGCUGCUGUUCCAGGAGCCUAUCCAGGUGCCGUUGCUCCCGUUCCAGGUGUUGUUGGAGUUGCACCAGCUGUCGCUGUUGGUAUCCCAUCUGCCACUCUCUUUGCCUUUUUCCAACCAAUGGCCAUCCUCCACGAUAUUGCACGUGAUGCCGAACAUUUGAGAAAGGCUAUGAAGGGUAUUGGUACAGAUGAAAGAACCUUGAUUGAUAUUCUUGGUAACCGUAACUGGGAAGAAAGAGCUGCCAUUGUCAUCAAGUUCCAACAAAUGUAUGGCAAAGACUUGGUCAAGGAAAUCAAAUCGGAAACAUCUGGUAACUUUGAAAAGGCUUUGGUUGACUUGUGUACCGAACCAUCAAUCUAUGAUACUGAAACCCUCCAUGAAGCUAUGGCUGGUGCUGGUACCAAUGAAAAUGUAUUGAUUGAAAUCUUGGUAACUAGAAACAAUGCUCAAAAGCAAAGAAUCAUUAGUUUGUAUCAUACUUUACACAAGAGAUCAUUGGAAAGCAGAAUCGGAUCAGAGGUCAGUGGUGACUUUAAACGUUUAUUGGAACACUUGUUAAAGCCAAGAGAUGAAUCAUUUGUCAUUGAUCCAAUCCAAGCUCGUAAGGAUGCUGAUGACCUUUACUAUGCUGGUGAAGGUAAAAUUGGUACUGAUGAAAAGGUAUUUAUUAAUAUUUUGACAUCAAGAAACUUUUACCAAAUCCGUGAAAUUGCUCGUAUCUAUCCAACUCUUCACAAGCAUCAUUCUUUGGAAAAGGCCAUCGAGAGUGAAUUCUCUGGUAGCAUCAAGACUGGUUUGUUGGCCAUCGUUGCCUUUGCUCAAAACUCGUUUGCCUACUUUGCUGCCAUCCUCAACAAGGCUAUGGCCGGUAUGGGUACCAACGACAACAAGCUCAUCCGUACCAUCAUCUACUGUAUUCCAUUCAUGGCCGGUGUCAAGACUGCUUACCAAUCAUGUUUUGGAAAGAGUCUCCAUCACCAUAUUUCAAAUGAUUGUAGUGGUGACUAUGGUAAAUUACUCAAGGAAAUCGUCAAAUAA
Messenger RNA from Cavenderia fasciculata, 1587 nucleotides. It is a transcript of the gene nxnA, whose product is annotated as annexin VII. Gene Ontology annotation, cellular component: cytoplasm; plasma membrane. Gene Ontology annotation, molecular function: calcium-dependent phospholipid binding; calcium ion binding. The record is from RefSeq and is a predicted model, not a curated record. The transcript has 3 exons. The coding region runs from base 1 to 1587 and encodes 528 amino acids. NCBI's taxonomy places the organism in Eukaryota, Evosea, Eumycetozoa, Acytosteliales, Cavenderiaceae.